ACAACAACUGACUACGAGUGCAUGUACGGGAGAAAGAAGGGAUCACGGUAAGGGGGUGGGUGUACGGAGAGGUGGAGGAGGGAAGGGAAGAAGAGGAUCGAGGGAAAGGGACAGAAAAGAGGCAGACUCCUCGGGGUGUGGGCGGAUUGCACGCGUCUCUCGGUAAUGGAUCCCAUCGAUCAUCCCUUCGCGGGUAGAUGGUUUCUCUUCCUUUCUGCUCUCUCGUGGAUCGUCCAUUAGUCAAUUUCGUCGAUUACCGUGGCGACUUCGUCGAAUCAUGGGACGACCCCAAAAUAGUCGUGUCGAGGACGUGGAGGAGAAAAGAAAACGCCGCCACGAUGGCAAAAAGCCACUUCGUUGCGCAGACAUGGUGCAAAGUAUGUCAAGAAUCAUUUAUGUCCUUCAUGAUACGUAUAUGUAUUAUAUAAAAGAGUAAAUUAUUGGCGCGAGAUGCGAGGUUCUUGCUUGUACGAAAGAAUUGAAAUUUUUUUUCUCCGAAUGUAAAGUACAAGACAAAUUCUUCGAAUUUUCAAAAUUUUUCAGUAUUCGAAUUUCCACUAACAUUUAUCGGAAAAACGAAUAUAAUGUAACGAAGAUUCAAUAAUUCUCGUAUAGAGGAUAUAUGUACGAAGAAAACUCGGUAGAAAUCGAUACAAUUAAUCGGUUCCAGCGGGUUUGAAAUUCCACGGUGGAUCUGAUGCUCUCCCCGUUGCAUUUUUCUUUUCUUUUGAAGAACUUAUUGUCCGGCCGAUUUACGAGCGGUUGGCUGGCUCGGCGCGAGCGAGAUCCAUCCCGUUUCUCCAUCCACGCGACCGCCUCUUGUUCCACAGAGAUGAAAAUGGAGUAAUGCCGGGAGCGAUUCUGUGAUUUACCGUGGACCAACAUCCAGAAAGAGAUUCAACACACGUAUUGUGAACCGUGUGCAGAGGCCUUCUUCUUCUUAUUCCUCCUCUUCCUCCUCCUCCUCCUCCUCCUCUUCUUUCUGCUGUUCCUACCGGUUGGGAUCUCUGGAAAUGCCAGUGUGAUUUGUGCGACCGGUUACCGUUUUCAUUUGCAUAUCCCUAUCGGCUCUUUCGUACAUUGUUAUCUUCGUUGCCACGUGAUUCUCUGGUCUAAUAGCCUGACAUGAAGUAAUCCCGGUAGUCCUCUCCUCUCUAUUUCGAGGAACGUUAUAUGGAUGUGUUGGAUCAUCGGUCACGUUAUUUGGAUAGUUAAUCGAUUUUUUUGUUCUCUUUUUUUUUCCUCGUUUGUUUUUUUUUUUUUCGUGAGAUUCGUUUGGUUCUUAUCCUUUGAUAUAGAAGACAGGAUGAUGUGAUUUAAACGAAAAGUCGAAGUAUCGAGCUAUAUUAUCCCAUCGAUAUUGUAUAAAUUCAUUACAUAUUAUCUUUUCCAUCCCAUCCAUUGGCUUACAAUUAUAAGGCAAUCACACGUAUCAAAUUUCGCGCGAUAUUUUUCGAAACAUCCAUUGGAGAGUUUAUUUUUCAAACUUUCGUAUUUCAAUUAUAGUUUAUGAUACAAACGGUGUCCACGUUGAACCAGCUUUUCUUUCUUUUUCCACUGAUAUGAUUGCAGUGAGGACGCUGGGCGUAGCGGCGACGAAAUGAAGCAUGCAGCAUGCGUGGUAGCGGUGUCACGGCUGCGCGGUCCUGCCUUCAACCCCUGGUGUCCGCCAGCCGCUACCUCGCCGUUCAAGCCCUUCCUGGUGAUCCUCUUUACUUCGUCGUUGAGGCGAAGUCGAGAGUGAAGGAGGUGUACGCGCAGACAUGCAUGCUUCUCGGCCAGCAGGGCAUGCGAGACUGCGAACUGUUCGGCCUGGCAAUAUUGUCCGACGGCGAGUACCUGUUCGUCGAUCCCGAGAAUAAAUUAAGCAAAUACGCGCCGAAAAACUGGCGAAGCUCUCAUACAUACGGCUUGGACAGCAGCGGAAGGCCAGCUUUCGUCCUCUACUUUCGCGUCCGCUACUACGUCGACACACCGUUGCUCCUAAGCGAUGAAACGACGCGUCACCACUAUUACCUGCAACUGCGCGACAAUGUCGUCAGGCAUGGCGGUGGGGUGGAGAGCCUCCAUCCUCACCAUCCCUUGCAUGAACCUUCUAUCGUUACGCCCCUGCUCACACUCGCGGGUCUCGCCCUACAAGCCGAUCUUGGCGACUAUUCCGAGGAACGACACAGACCCCACGCAGGACCUGUGGGAUAUUGCAAACCUACGGAUUACCUUCCGCCUCACAUGUGCCUCGAGUCGAAUGUGCUCGCCGUGCUCGCGGCACAGCACAGGGACAAUCGGGGCCUCUCGAGGGAGGAGGCAGAGUUGCAAUACAUUCGGGAGGCGGUGCUGCUGGAGGCGCCGCUCAACGCUCACCUCUAUCGGUUACGAAGAAGCAAGAACGAGGCAGGUCCUGGACGUAUACUCCUCGCGAUUUGCGCUCGUGGGGUGCGAGUCUACGCCGAGGAGGAGACACCGCGUGUCUUUGCCUGGAACAAUAUCGGCAAACUUUGCUUCGACGUUAGUUUUGUCAUCCUUUCUUUAAAUAUUACAACUCAAGCUGAUAUUGCUCUUCCAAUUUUUGUUGUUAGUCUAUACAAAUUGAUUUAUGACGAAAUUCUUCUGUUUUAUUGCGUUUAUACACAGCGCAAGAAGUUUGAGAUACGCGCAGUCGAUCAGCCGGACAAGCUCACCCUCUAUAGUGGGUGCGAUGACAAAAGCAAAUUGCUUCUGGGACUCUGUCGAGACACCCAUCAGUUCUCCAUGGCCAUAGCACCUAGAGUAAAUGAAGCGAAGAGGCGAGAAGAGGAGGAGAGAAAAGUACUUCGCGACUGCUAUAUGUAUCCUGCGCGAUGUAAGCUGAGUUUAACAGCACGAGGGGCGCGCGGUGACCAACGAAUUUCUGUUAUCUCGAGCACAUCGUCUAACACAACUUCUGGAAUUGUUAGCGAUCGAGUUCAUAGCGAGGACGAGCCGGAUACGGCGCCCGCUUCGACUGAAUGUCUGCCACGUCUUACUGAAAAUACUUCACACUCCGGUGUUCAAUGCGGUGUAAAUGGAUCGAAUGCAGACGUCGAGGAUCGUUCCAUGCCGUCAUCCCCAGUCUCCACUGUGGAUGAAGUUGAUGGUACGGACAGCACUCCUACAACAGUUGCGUUACGAUUAGCAUCGAGUGCAGCUACGGCGGCUGAAGGGUCACAAUGUAGCAGCAGCUGCAGUACGGUCGUGGUUGUGAAUACACCUGCUGGUGGACCGCCACGAAUGCGGCGCACAUCCGCGACUUCCAGUUUGGAGCUUGGUUAUUCGCAUACGGCACAGAAUUCAGCAGUUUCGUCAGAAACUGCUAGCUUUCCUGGCGCCAUUUACGACAGGUGCAAGAAAGGUGGUAAAUACGCAGGCACUGAUAUUGCGAGUGAAACUAGUGGAGUCUAUACACUCAGGAGUAGUGAAAUGCAAGAUGAAAGAAUGGGAGAUCUAUAUUCACCUACUGGUGAUGUCAAUGGAUCUUCCACAGCGAGUGACGUGUGUGCCUUAAGUUCCGUACAGUCUACAACCGAUGAAGCUUCCGUAACAUCCGGUUUUUAUACCAUACACAGUGGUCUUAGAUCUGAAACUAGCGACGUUUAUACGGAAGAUGUGAGUACAGAAGAUCAAGAACCUAUUUACAGCGUCUGUAAAGGUGAUGAAGAUGUCAAUAACAUGAUGUCUACAAUCUCGGCAGUCCCUUUGGAUCAACAACUCGAAGAUUCUAGAUCACGUAGCAAUAGUAUACUUAGUGCAGGAAGCUUCAGAGGUGACGGCAGUGAUCCUUCUAGUGUUGGACCUCUGUUAUCAGCCGAUGAACUUUCUGACUUGAUUGUUGGACGUUAUCCCCCUCGAAAAACUAUUAGCAAUUCUAUGGACUCUGAUUGCGAUUACGUUACUAUGCCUCCACCACCUCCACCACCUAGGACCGAUAGCGACAGACAACUUCCUCCACCUCCUCCUUACCCAGUGAACAUGGAUUAUGCAACAAUAAAUUCACCACGGUCGAACAUACCCGAUAUUGAAAGAGAACCUCCACCUCCACCACCAUAUAAUGCUACUCGCGGUGAAUUUAUACCUUUGCCACCACGAAGAACUGAUCCACCACCACCGCCACCAUAUACUUCACCAAGAGAAAGAAUUCAAAUACCACCGCCUACACCUCCAAGAAACGAUGCGGUGACACCUAGAGAACCUCCACCUCCACCACCUUAUCCUGAAGUUCCGGAGGUUACUCGACAAGAAGCAAUUUCCAAAUUGUAUCCAAGUGAAGAAAUCGUGUCAAGGGUAACAUCGACGAAAAUACAAACGGGUCUAACAAAUACCAAAAUGAAUGCCACUUUGACAGCUUCAAAGACUACCAACACCAUUCAAACAAACGACAUUGCGUCAAUCGCUCCGAAACCACCACCUAGAAUUCAACCACCCACUUAUCCUGGUGACAAAAUGAAACCUACGCCGGUUCAUGCUCCCGUCGCAGCUCUUGUUGUUGGACCAAACAAUUAUUUGGAUGUUCAUGCUUCACGAGGUGGUCCAGUUUUGUUACCUUAUUUAACGCCACCACCACCUCCGCCACCUCCUCCACCACCCAUGAUACAUCCUAGACAGCCCCCGCCUCCACCACCCAGCUUAGCUACGGUUUACACGAGUCAAGUUGCGAGAUCGCAGAUCGAACAAUAUAAACAACAACUAUAUUCAGACGUUGAUUACGUAAUGUUUCCUUUAAAAGAUCCCGCAGUGUCGAAACAAGAGUACAUUGACGCAAAGCAAGGAUCACUUUUGGCAGCCAUGGCUGCUUAUCCUCCUCCUCCUUAUCCUUCGUUUAAUAAUAAAUCAUUGGUAAUGUAUCGUAGCACACCAUACCUUCCUGGUUCCUCGUUUUCAUCACCCACAAAAUACGCUUCAAAUCAAAAUCUCAGUAGCAGCGACACGAGCUCUAAUAAUUACUUACCGCAUAGUAAUCUGAGUAGCCACUAUGCUGCUAGUACAAGUUCGUUAUAUAGUGGAGCUACUUGUUCAUCGGCAGGAAGUCAAAGUCUUAGACGUGAACCAUCAGCCGCAGCUCAUACUCAUACGCUCCACGCUUUCUCCAGAACAAGAAGCGACGAGAACAUAUUAAAGUGUUUCGAUUCAUCUACUAAUACAAAACUGCAAUCUCUGCCGCAAUUGAAACAUCGCAGACUUCCGCCACCUCCACCGCCACCACCUUACGAAAUUCAGAAUCUUGAAAAGAAUCAACCACUUCCGUCCGCUUCUUCGUCAUCUUCUUCACCGAAGAAGACGUUAAAAACAAAUACUUUGGAGGAACGUGAAGAAGGGAAAGAAGACGGAAUGUUGGAUAUUCGAACACUUCGCGAAAAAAGCCGUAAUUUAGAUUUGCCACUAAUAUCAGCAUUAUGUAAUGAUCGAUAUCUAUUAAAACAAACGAAAGCAUUCGUUAUGCCCAAGCAUCCUGCUGAGCCGACUUCCUCGACGUCUUCAAAGAACGGCACGCGAAGCAGCAAUGGCGGAACAUCUAGUAGAAAUAAAUAUCCAGUUAGUGGUCUUUCUACAACGCAAAUCACUAAACCCCCGAGGAAAUCAUCGACGAGUACUCACAAACACCCCGCCGAGGUGAAGGGCAAUGCUUAUAAGAUCACGAAUUCGACAGGUGUGUCGGCUGUUAAAAAGGAUCCGACAAGGGCGUCACAUUCGUAAUAGACAAUAAAGAAAAAGAAAUAGAGUUUAUCAGUUUUGCGACGCUAUGAAAAUUUUAUACCUCGAUCAAAGUACAUUCCACAAAGCUGUUCAAACGAUUCCAUAACUGUUAUACUCUAUCCAUAAAAUAACAGAUAGCAGCGAAAAAAAGGUCUUAA
Apis laboriosa (Himalayan honeybee) is the source of this 5864-nucleotide messenger RNA. RefSeq names its product protein expanded-like. The record is from RefSeq and is a predicted model, not a curated record. Bases 1615 to 5706 code for a protein of 1363 amino acids. Lineage: Eukaryota; Metazoa; Arthropoda; Insecta; Hymenoptera; Apidae. Gene Ontology annotation, cellular component: cytoplasmic side of apical plasma membrane; cytoskeleton. The transcript has 10 exons. Gene Ontology annotation, biological process: positive regulation of hippo signaling.